CUCGCUCCCGCUGCGCGCCGCUCGCGUCCGGGGCGACUGGCCCGGCUGCCGCGCCGCGCGGGGGCUGGUGCAGGGGCAGGGGCAGUCAGGCCCCUGCAGGUCGACCGGCGCCUGGUUCUCUUCCCCUGGAGCCUUUGCCAGUGUGUGGAGCCUGCCCCACACCUGCCCACACGCCGAACCACGGCCUUCACCUGCGUUUUCCAGUGUUUCCCCUGCGACCCGUCCUGUGGGGGCACCUCGUGGGCCACCCCAGAGUUCGCGCAGCGGUCCGUGGCUCCAAUGGUCAAGAUGACCCGCUCCAAGACGUUCCAGGCGUACCUGCCUUCGUGCCACAGGACGUACAGCUGCAUCCACUGCAGAGCGCACCUUGCCAACCACGACGAGCUCAUUUCCAAGUCUUUCCAGGGAAGUCAAGGGCGAGCCUAUCUGUUCAACUCAGUUGUCAACGUGGGCUGUGGCCCCGCAGAAGAACGGGUGUUGCUAACGGGGCUGCAUGCGGUGGCGGACAUUUACUGUGAAAACUGCAAAACCACACUGGGCUGGAAAUACGAGCACGCGUUCGAAAGCAGUCAGAAGUACAAAGAAGGCAAAUACAUCAUCGAAUUAGCACACAUGAUCAAAGAUAACGGCUGGGACUGAACCGCGUGGAGAAGCGGCCCAUGAGCCACGCCAGAGGGAGGAUGCCGCCCGAGCGAACACUGAUCUCCGGCAGCGAGCGAGUAACUGAAGACUGCUCGGUUCCAUGCAUUUGUGGGCUUUGUCGCCACCGUCGUGAAGACGCUUCCUCAGCACCCUUUUGCCAUCCUCCCGGGAGACCAGCCUCCAUAACUCCGGUCUCCUUCGCUUUUGUAAUCCGUUCGUGAGUCGACUUUUAGUACACCUCUUUCCCUCUCGCUCCUUCAUUCUUUCUCUUUGCUCUGGCACUGGCGAAAUCAAAACAAGAGAAGAACGAACCCAGUGGCCAAACCGUUUCACAACUUGACGUCUCGGGUUGGUGUGAGGGGGAAGUGGGUAUCUUGUAUCCUACCCUGAACUGCUUGGAAGAUGGCAAAAUAACAACAUUGGAUCAAAAUAGACCCUCAAAGAUAAAGGCAGAGGGAAAGCACGCUCAAGACACAACCAGUAUUCCACCUGCCGACAGUGAAAAGAUGGUAACUGUGCUUGGUUUAGUUCCGUUAAUGUCAUGGAGGCUUUGCAUAGGAUGCCAGUUACGCUCCCGGUCCUGCUCCACGGGACGGUAUGGGCAAACCAGGCGUCCCACGGGGGCACUGCGCCCAGUGACGCCUCAUCUGCUUGGAAUUGCCACCCAGUUAACCUGCCCCCCCCCCCCCGAGGCCUGGGACUCCCACCCACUCCCUGUUCCAGUUUCCACCCUCCCUUGGUGGCGAUUUCUCUUGCUGGCACGGCACUAGGGGCUCACUUGGGUCGCCAUGAACUCCGACCUGGCUGCAGGGCACCCAAAAGCCAGCUCUCCUUCCACGCCAGGCGUGACAGCACCCGUUUUUGUCGCAACAGCCAAUUUUGUCCCCUGCGUGUGUGCGAGGGCAUGUGCCGCUGUGGUGGACGCGACGGCCUGCGAUUCCCAUCAGCCCCACCCCGUGGUGUGGGACGACGGUAGCCCAGGCCGAAAUAUCUGGAGGACCACCCUUGUCCGCCACGGUGUGGGCGCUGGCUGGGCUCCAUCCAUGGGCUGCGUGUGGGUUCUUGCAGAACCUGGAUUGUGGCCAAAACGAGGUCCUCACGUUGCCUGGAGCCAGCUGAGCUUGACAGGCCGCAAGCAACCCAUGCAGAGAACCCGCGGCUUGCCGUGGGGCCGUCCGUUUUACAUCCAGUGUGUUGGGCGUCCAGCUAGCAUCCCAGCCACCUGCAGUCAGUUUCCGCUCUUCCCUGCGGUGCGUAACUUCUGCCCACCGGCACAGAACCCAGCUUUUGGGGUUGGUGUUGUGACCCCGGGGUCUGGAGGUGCCCGGGCACCUUGCCUUGAGCAAGCCACCCCCCCCCAUAUAAACACAACCUACAGUUCCUGGAGCACAUACAGGGGUGAAUCAGGGAUGCAAACACCAGCAGUCAAGCGACGAAAAGCGUAGUCUCGGGCUCUCAGGAACCCCUUUGCUCGGAGGCAAGGGGAAGGCAGCUGAGAGGAGACCUGGCUACCCCUAAUUCACUUCAGCAAAGGCGUGUGCGAGCAUCUCUCUCCAAAGUUGAAGUGAAGCAUUUACAGUGCUUCGUCCUGUCCCCGAUUCCAGUGGGAGGAUUUUGGGGUUGGUCAUCCAUCCCAACAGAGCCGGCAUGCUGGGAUCUGGCGGCUUUCAGUAUUCCCCAAUGAUGGUUUCAUGGACUUGCGCAGGUGCCAGGUCAGCUAAACUGCUGGCGAGAUUUUCUCUCUCCACCACAAAGGAGGUGCCUCUGAAAUAUUCUGCUCCGAGGCCCACGCACUCUGCGCGGCAAGGGAGUUCCCCGGAACCAGGCCAAAGCUUACUUUUUCAUCCUGGGUUGCUUUAAGGCUCGUGGCAGACGGGUGUUCUCCAUGCCUGCUUGAGCCCAGGAAUCCGAUAAGACAUGACUGACCUUCCCUCUCCAUCAUUUCUGUAGUCUCGGUGGUCUUUUACCUGGAUGCUGGCUAUGGCAGGUAGGGCCAACGUUUGGCCGUGGUCCUUUGGAAUGGGAUUUUGACGGACAGGCCGCCUAGCAAGACAACUAACAGCACAGCCUAUCUCUGGACCGCUUUGCGACCUCGUUUCUCCUAGAUUCUGGUAAAGUGUUUACAUCUCUGGUCAUUACGAUCUCCCUCAUUUUCCCCUCCAAGCGCUCUUUUUCCUUUCCCACAGUUUUGGUUUUUCGAGAAAUCUCCAAGUGGACCAACAACACAGAGGUUAGAUUGCGUUUUGCUAAACCUUGGGCAGUUCUCAUAAAUACGGCAUGCGCCUCCUUUCCCUGCCUCCCACGGUGGCCCUUUUGGUGUGCAUACAUCUUAAAAGACAAAGAAAUAGGCCAUGCUUUCACAAUGGAAUUUCCUGUUUCUUGUGAUCAUAUAGAAGAGUUUUUUUCCUGUAUGUGUGCGUGUGCGUUUCCUAAGAUAAUUAUGUAUUAAAUAUACAUUUCAUAGCAUCAUUUCAUUAAUGAGGGGGAAUCCCAGUUCUUCCCUCCUCUUCAGUCAUGGAGGGUGAAAUUGCUAAUGGGUAACUGAAGAAAAUGGUUUACUUUGCUAAGAAAAGCCUGGAGAAUCAAACAUUUUGGAAUAAUUAUGUAUGGACAUUCAGGAAUCUACCUAUAUUAGAGAGCCAGAAACUGUUGGAGAAGGAGAAAACAAAUGGUUUUUAACUUCAAUUUUUAAAAAGCUUGCAUGCUUUCAAUGCGAGCAGAAUAGCAUUAUGGGUAAGUACAGUGGGCAUCAUAACACUUCCCCUAAAUGAAGAGUCUCUAUUUCCGAUACCAGACUGUGUUUACAGAACUGUGCAGACUUUUUUUCUUGGUUUUGUUUUAUGGGGAGGGGAGGGGGUUGUGUCGUUUUGUUUUGGGCAUAUUCUUCAGGUCAUUUUGCUUCAGUAAUAAAUGUUAAUAAAUUGUUUGGGUUUUAUUUCCAAAUCUGUCUUCACCUCAUCACGCGUUUGUACAUUGUAAAUAGUACUGCAGUAUUAGAGGCAGGGAAGAUUUGUUUGUACAAUGCGUGUUGGUGCUCAUUUGAAAGAAAAAUAAAAGUUUUCAAAUAUAUCAAAA
This is a messenger RNA of Varanus komodoensis (Komodo dragon), 3717 nucleotides long. RefSeq names its product yippee like 2 (gene YPEL2). Bases 280 to 639 code for a protein of 119 amino acids. The transcript is spliced from 6 exons. Lineage: Eukaryota; Metazoa; Chordata; Lepidosauria; Squamata; Varanidae. The record is from RefSeq and is a predicted model, not a curated record.